Colletotrichum karsti is the source of this 1593-nucleotide messenger RNA. RefSeq names its product cytochrome p450. The record is from RefSeq and is a predicted model, not a curated record. NCBI's taxonomy places the organism in Eukaryota, Fungi, Ascomycota, Sordariomycetes, Glomerellales, Glomerellaceae. Gene Ontology annotation, molecular function: monooxygenase activity; iron ion binding; heme binding. The transcript is spliced from 5 exons.
UUGCAAUACUUCUCGACAGACACGGACGUUGGUCUCAGCGACAGAGAUCUAGCAGAGCUUCAGAUGGCAUCCUCGCAAACCUUCAUCUGGCCUGAAAUUAUGGUGAUGGCCGGCACCACCCUCUUGUACAUGUUUGGCGCAACGGCGCUGUACACUCUUCUUCGGUACUUCAUUCGCGACGACACUCCAUACCCCGGUUUUCCAUUGAUAGGUAAGCUAUCCGGGGAUUGGUUUGGUACAAAGACCCGUGCGAGAUGGGACGAAGACGCGAUUGAAAUCUUGAAGGAGGGAGACCGAGUGACCGAAGGACGCCCUUUCCAGAUUCUUUCUUCAUUCGGUCCGUGUAUUGUUUUGCCGAAAGAAUAUUGCAAUGAGAUACGAAACGAUUCCCGGCUCUCAUUCCGCGGGUUCAUCGAGCGCCAAGCACUGGUCCAGUACCCAGGCCUCGACGUGAUUCACACGGGAGUAGAAGGCGAUAUCAUUCAGGAUACGAUCAGGAAGAAUCUCAAUCAAGCUCUCGGUGGAAUGACUGCCUCUUUAUCUCAAGAGUGCGCUUUGGUGGUGGCUGAGAGUCUUCCACAGAGCAAAGACUGGAAGCAAACAAAGUUCAUCAUGGCAUCGACGAACAUCGCAGCCCGUCUUUCGGCUUUGGUCUUCUUAGGCGAGCGUCUUUGCCACCGCCAGGACUGGAUAGAUACUUCGAUCCGGUUCACGGUCGUCAUGAUGAGAUCUCAGGCGGCGCUCCGUGCCUGGCCGGUGUUCAUGCGUCGUAUUGUUUGCUACUUUCUCCCCGAGCUCAUCUAUCUACGACAGCUCAUCCGCCAAGCCAGGGAUAUCAUCGAGCCAGAGUUGGCAUAUCGCCGAGCUAGUCGCGCCGAGGUGGUGAAGCCGCAGGAUUCUCUAUCUUGGCUUGAUGAUGUGCGGCAAGGCAGACCAUUCGACGUCGUUUCCGGGCAACUCUUCCUCACGGUGGCAGCAAUCCACACCACCUCAACUGUUCUUACUGCGACGAUGUACGACUUAAUCUCGAACCCAGCUUAUAUCGGCUUACUCCGCGAGGAAAUCGUCCGAGUUUACAACGAAGAUGGGGGCUGGAAGAAGACAAGUCUCUACAAGUUGAAGCUCAUGGACAGCUGUAUGAAGGAGAGUCAGCGUCUCAACAUUCUUGGGCCAAACAUGAUGAACCGCUACGCUGAAGCCGAUGUGACAUUGUCAGACGGAACAUUCAUACCAAAGGGUUCACACAUCACGAUCCCGACAUUUCACAUGCGCGAUCCAGAUGUCUUUGGAUCCAACGCCGAUGAGUUCGACGGAUAUCGAUUCUUGCGGAUGCGGGACGAACCUGGUCAAGAGAACAAGUGGCAGUUCGUCAGUACAUCGCCAGAGUUCUUGAGCUUCGGCCACGGAAAACAUGCUUGUCCUGGUCGAUUCUUCGCCAGCAACGAGAUCAAGAUUGCUCUCAUCCACCUGCUGCUCAAGUAUGACUGGGAUAUCGUUGGGUUGAAACCAGGAAGCGCCGUCAAAAGCAGGUUUGUUCCGAACCCCGAGACACUCAUCCAGUACAGGUCGAGGACGCCAGAGAUUGAAAUUUAG